UUUCACCGGGACAGAGGCUCACUCCCAGCCUAAGCUCUCCGGCCAGUUUGGCGCGACUGUGAAGGCAGGAGGGGAGGUUGUGGCACUAGGAAGAAACGAAACAUGAAAAGUAAUGAAAAGGCGACGGAACCAUAGCGGCGGGAAGCUGGAGCCGCGAGACAGCCACCAGUGAGCCAAGGCCUGGAUUUUGCUCUGGAAACCUGUCCAGCCGCGUCCAUAAUCUGGCGCUAUGCAUCCGGAUCCUGGACCCUUACAGACACUGCUGUAUGUGACUCUUUCCUUUCUGUGCUCCUCUGUGAGUUCAGACCUGGCACCUUAUUUUAUUUCUGAGCCACUGUCUGCUGUCCAGAAACCUGGUGGACCUGUAGUUCUACAUUGCUCUGCUAAACCUGUGACUGCUCAUAUCACGUGGUUGCAUAAUGGGAAAAGAUUGGACAGAAACUUGGAGCAGAUCAAGAUUCAUCAGGGCACUUUGACUAUUCUCUCUCUCAACCCCUCCCUUUCGGGUUACUACCAAUGCAUUGCCAACAAUAGCGUCGGUGCAGUUGUGAGCGGCCCUGCAACAGUAUCCAUUGCAGUUCUUGGUGAUUUUGACUCAUCCACAAAGCAUGUUAUUACAGCAGAAGAAAAAAGUGCUGGUCUCAUUGGCUGCAAGGUACCAGAUAGCAACCCCAAAGCCGAGGUGCGCUAUAAAAUCCGCGGGAAGUGGCUGAGGCACUCGACAGAGAAUUACUUAAUCCUCCCAUCAGGAAAUCUUCAGAUUUUGAACGUUUCCUUAGAGGACAAGGGAUCAUAUAAAUGUGCAGCUUUUAAUCCGGUCACACAUGAAUUAAAAGUCGAACCCAUUGGCCAAAAGCUCCUUGUGAGUCGCUCUUCUUCAGGCGAUUUUCACAUUCUUCACCCCCGCCUUUCACAGGCAUUAUCUGUGCUUUCUCAUAGUCCUAUAACCCUGGAGUGUGUGGUGAGUGGGGUCCCAACUCCUCAAGUGCACUGGCUGAAGGACGGUCAGGACGCGGUGGCGGGAAGCAAUUGGAGGAGGUUGUAUUCUCAUCUUGCCACAGAUAGCAUUGACCCAAUGGAUGCUGGAAACUAUUCCUGUAUGGUGGGAAGCAAGUCUGGAGACGUCAAGCACGUGACUUACAUGGUUAAUGUACUUGAACAUGCUUCUAUUUCUAAAGGACUGCAGGAUCAGACUGUGUCUCUGGGGGCCACAGUGCAGUUUACCUGUGAGGUUCGUGGGAACCCAUCCCCCAACCGUACCUGGUUUCAUAAUGCACAGCCCAUUCCUCCUUCCCCACGACAUCUAACUGCAGAAAAUGGAUUGAAAAUCAGUGGUGUUACCAUGGAAGACUCUGGCCUGUAUCAGUGUGUCGCGGAUAAUGGGAUUGGAUUUAUGCAGUCUACUGGGAGACUUGACAUUCAAAAAGACAGUGGACUCAAGCCAGUAAUAAUUACAGCCCCAGCAAGCACAAAGGUGGCAGCUGGAGACUUUGUGACUUUGUCCUGUAAUGCCACCGGAGUGCCAGUUCCGGUCAUGCGCUGGUAUGACAGGCAUGGAUUGAUAACCAGCCACCCGUCUCAAGUCCUUAGAUCGAAAUCCCGAAAGUCGCACUUGCUAAGACCCGGGGGCUUUGACGCAGAGCCUGUCUACUUCGUCAUGUCCCGAGGUGGCUCCAGCUCACUGUACAUACAGGCCGUUGCUCAGGAGCAUGCGGGGAAGUACACCUGCGAAGCCACGAAUGAACACGGCUCCACGCAGUCGGAAGCUGUCCUCACAGUGGUUCCUUUGGAAACAAAUACAAAAGCAGGAGUCGUCACAUCUGAUGCCGCUCAGAGUGAGACGAGAGAGGGUUCAGAAACUGGACUCGCGAGCUCGCUUCCAGUGAGGGAACAUCUCAGCGCAGUGGAGUCACCGUCAGAGAAAAGUGGGAGCGGCGCCUCAGUGCCCGAGGCCCCCAUCAUCCUGAGCCCCCCGCAGACCCCCACUGCAGACACAUACAACCUGCUCUGGAGGGCGGGGAGGGACGGCGGGCUGCCCAUCAAUGCCUACUUUGUGAAGUAUCGGAAGCUGGAUGAUGGCGUUGGCGUGGUGGGCAGCUGGCACACAGUGCGAGUCCCAGGCAGUGAAAAUGAGCUCCAUUUAACGGAACUGGAGCCAUCGAGUCUCUAUGAAGUUCUGAUGGUAGCAAGAAGCGCAGCGGGCGAAGGACAGCCCGCCAUGCUGACCUUCCGAACCAGCAAAGAGAAAACACCCUCGUCGAAAAAUGCCCAGGCCCCCUCCCCUCCAGCGGGCAUUCCGAAGCGCCCCGUGGUUUCGGAGGCUGCGGACCACUUUGGCGUGGUCCUGACAGACUCCUCCAGGCACAGCGGAGUUCCAGAGGCCCCCGAUCGGCCCACCAUCUCCACUGCAUCAGAGACGUCCGUCUACGUCACUUGGAUUCCUCGGGCCAAUGGGGGUUCUCCAAUCACUGCCUUCAAGGUCGAAUAUAAACGGAUGAGGAGUAGUGAUUGGCUGGUGGCAGCUGAAGAUAUCCCUCCUUCCAGACUCUCGGUGGAAGUUCGUAGUUUAGAGCCAGGUUCAACAUACAAAUUUAGGGUCAUUGCUAUCAACCAUCACGGUGAGAGUUUUCGGAGUUCAGCGUCUCGUCCUUAUCAGGUGGCUGGGUUCCCCAAUCGUUAUUCUAACCGUCCAGUAGCCGGGCCUCACAUUGUGUACACAGAAGCCGUCAGUGAUACGCAGAUCAUGCUAAAGUGGACGUAUAUCCCGUCAAUUAACAAUAACACUCCCAUUCAAGGAUUUUAUAUCUAUUACCGGCCAACUGACAGUGACAAUGACAGCGAUUACAAGAGGGACAUCGUAGAAGGUUCAAAGCAAUGGCACACGAUUGGGCAUCUGCAGCCAGAAACCUCCUAUGACAUUAAAAUGCAGUGCUUCAACGAAGGAGGAGAGAGCGAGUUUAGUAAUGUGAUGAUCUGUGAGACUAAAGUGAAACGCGUUCCCGGAGCUUCGGAGGAUCCUGGCAGAGACCUGAGCACCCCUCCCAGUGCCUUAGGAGGCGGAGGCAACGUGGGGCCUGCAGCCAGCCCGGCCAGGAGCAGCGACAUGCUGUACCUGGUGGUGGGCUGUGUGCUGGGCGUCAUGGUCCUCAUCCUCAUGGUCUUCAUCGCCAUGUGCCUGUGGAAGAACCGCCAGCAGAACACCACGCAGAAAUACGACCCACCAGGAUAUCUGUACCAAGGCUCGGACAUCAAUGGGCAGAUGGUGGAAUACGCCCCCCUGCCCGGCACCACCCGGAUAAACAGAAAUGUGCACGGGAGCUUCCUAAGCAGCGGGGGUCUCGGCAACGGCUGCUCCCACCUUCACCACAAGGUCCCUAACGGGGUCCGUGGGCCCGUGAACGGGAGCUUAAACGGAGGGCAUUACCCUGGGCACACGAGCUCUCUAGCCAGGACACGUGUGGACUUUGAACAGCCUCAUCAUCUAGUGAAUGGUGGUGGAAUGUACACAGCAGUACCUCAGACUGAGCCGGUGGAGUGCGUCACCUGUCGAAAUUGCUGGAAUAACAAUAGGUGUUUCACCAAAACGAACGGCACUUUCAGCAGCAGCCCCCUUUCUGUGGUCCCAGUGGCAGCGCCUUGUGCUCAGGACGGUUUGGAAAUGAAGCCCCUCAGUCACACGAAGAUGCCUGCCUGUCAGGCUUCCACACCCCCCCACGGUGGCCCGUCACCUGGAGAGAGCAUCGGGGACGAGGUGGCAGCAAGACCUGCUCCGCAUACGUGCUGUCAGGACAGCAGGAGCGAGGUCACCUCUGAGUCCACGGAGGAUGCAGCGGGAUGCCACAGAGGAGACAGCUGUGUCCAUUCAGAAACAGAGAACACAAUUUUAAGUUGGAAUCCUCUUAUCUUGCCACCUGCUUCAAAGGACUGUACUGAAAAGACAACAUGGUCUCCUCCUGGCAUUCCUUUAGACAGCCCCGCUGGGGUCCUUCAGCAGCCCCAGGAGACCUGAGGAUGUGCCCGGGACUCAUCAGGUUCCCACUCCAGCCAGUCACUGCACAGAACAGGCCUGGGAAUGGACUGUGUGAAGGACAUUAAUUCAAAUCAGAGAAAAAGCAUUAUUUAUUUUUGUAGCAGUAAUGUCAUAUGAAUGUAUCUUAAAAUGUGUGCCCUUUUAUAUUAUUUAUGCCUGAAAAUUUUCCCUCCCCCCCUCAGUAGGAAACAACCCAGUUUUGCAUAGUGUUCGAUCAUCUCAGCAUUCCAUGUUUCCCAAGCACCUCAGUGCCCGUCAGAGCGCCUCCUGCAAGGCCCCGGCCUAUGGGCUGCCUCAGCUGAGAGGGCGUUGCAGACCGCCUGAAGUUUUCAGGUGGGAAGCUGUCCUUCGACAUUGUCUACUCAGACUUUCAGAGAACAUUCUGAAGCAACCACAGUUGUAACCUGCUGUUUACAAUAGCACAUCUCAUGAUCGCCGUGAGUGCCUUCCCCAAAGUGACAGCUGAGCCGUGGACUCUCUGCACGUGGGCACAGUUAUGUCCGCCUUCCGGGCACUGACCAUGCAGUGUCCUGGGGAGGGCUGAGGCGUGGCUGGGCUGUCGCAGGGCAGUCUGCCCACAGAAGGCAGCCAGGGCAGAGAAGGCCGCCCAGCCCUACGGCUUUAAACUUGCGUGUGUCUAUAAAAUGGUCACGGGGGCCUCUUGUUGAGUGUUCUAAGAGUAGGAACCAAAUGAGACUUUAAUGGAUGACUUUAGGAGAAUGAUUUACAUUUUAAGGAGAAAGGGGCGGGUUUCAGGGAGUCCCCUUGGCAGCAGCUCUUGUUAGUGUAGGAUUGUGCUCACGAUGCUGCUCCACCCGAAAUCGUCCUCUCACUCCCAGCAUGGGCGACACCUGGGCAGGGUGGCUGUUAGAAAAGGCUUCACAUGGAGGGUGAGGAGGGUAUGGUUUGAAAUCCCCUGACUUUUUUCAGAAUCGUGUCAGUAAACUGGCACCUAAGCUUUGGGUAGCAGAGCUGCCCAUCAGUUAUGCUGCCCAAGUGGCAGGGCGUCCUCAGCUGCCAGUGGAGGCUUUUCCUCUCCGCCCCUGUAAACACACACAGAGCCCUGGGUGUCGAGGCGCCAAGCCCAGCUCUAAUGGAUCAUCGCUCCUUUGGGGAAUGUGCGUCUCUUCGGGGAAAAAAACAGAAUAAUUCUCUUUCAAGUCUAGCAGUUUCAGCAGUCAGUGAAAAAAAGGUAGUUCCCCAGAAAUUACAGUGACACAGACUAGAAUACUAUGCUAAUCUACUGUCUAUACGAGUGCGUCAUAGUCCCUCACACGUUUAUAUGUUUUAUAAAUAGAACUUUGGUGAAAUGUGCUGUCGCAGCCGAGUCACUCAGCAAGAGUCCCUCGAGGAAGUGUAAGGCACAGCACUUCGCGGCCAGGUGUCAGGGGCGCCCCGGCAGCGAGCUCCCUGCCCCGGAGCCCACGGCUGCACCGUCCAGGAUUCCUUCACGUUGCACAGAUGCAGUUAGCUUUGGAGGGAGGGCUGCGUCCCGACGGCUGUGGACCACGUCAUGGGACACGAGGAAGCCUGCGCCGCGGCUGCCAGUCGAGCUGCAGCAGCAAGUGGAGGAGACCGGGGCACAGCUCUUAGAAGGUGGUCGUUUCACACCAGGAAGCAGGUGUGGGCCCAGGCCCAGGUCCUGAACGGCUUUGAGAGAUGGAGUUUGGACAUGGGACCUGCCCGCCGGGAAGGAAGACAACUUUACCUUCAGGGCAGCCUCAUUGCGGACGCCUUAUUUAUAUGAUUAGUGACGCUGUUUUAAGUGUUAUCCCUUUAUUGUAUUUUAUUUAUAAAAAUGCCUUUAUAUAUGGAGAUAUAUAAAUAUAAAUAUAACUAU
Molecule: messenger RNA, 5870 nt
Organism: Myotis davidii
Lineage: Eukaryota; Metazoa; Chordata; Mammalia; Chiroptera; Vespertilionidae
Gene: CDON
Product: cell adhesion associated, oncogene regulated
Exons: 20
Coding region: 230-4009 (1259 amino acids)
Biological process (GO): cell-cell adhesion; axon guidance; nervous system development
Cellular component (GO): plasma membrane; axon
Molecular function (GO): protein binding
Source: RefSeq, a predicted model, not a curated record